CAUAAAAGAUAAAAUAUUUUUUUUUUUUUUAAAAAGGAGUUCUAUAACAUGAAUAUCAUUUCAACGUUGAUUUUCUUCUCACUAUGUUGGCCCCUUGCAAAAUGCCAAAGUAAGUUUUUAUUCAGCUAUGUUUCUGCUUUUAAUUAUCCAGUUUUGCCUUUGACACUACCAUUUACUUUUUUUAAAAAACAACAUAUUAAUCAUCUUACUAUGUAUAUAUAUAUAUAUAUAUAUAUAUAUAUAUAUAUUAUAUAUAUAUAUAUAUAUAUAUAUAUAUAUAUAUAUAUAUAUAUAUAUAAUACUUUUUAAACGAAAUUCUUUUCAUACUUAUUUACAUUAAAAUCCCAAUUAUUUAACAGUGUAACUAUGGAUACAACAAGGUUACACCUUUAUUUUCAGUAAUCUAGGACCGACGCUUAAGCUUACUCGAGAGCGAUGUGUUCGAAAAAGAUAGAUCCGUCUCUAUUUCAUUGAAUAUUAGGACAUAUAUAAGGUGUUUUAAUUGAACAUGUAAUGUAUCUUGCAUCUGUUAUACUUAUCUUGCAUCUUCUACUGUUGUUAUUUUCUUGUUAUAGCUCACUGUUCAGAAUGGGGGUGGUUUGGACAAGGUUGUAAGUAUCGGUGCCACUGUGAAAAUAACAAUUGUAAUGACACAAGCGGCCAGUGUUUAAACAACGCCAAGUGUGCACGAGGAUGGUUUGGUUUGACUUGCCAGUACCGUGAGUAGCAAUUUGAUUCUUGUCACAUGUCAGUCUCAAGAAGAUUGAUAUUAAAUAACAUAAAUAAAUAAUUUAAAAAUUGUUUCAAUAAGGUUUUUAUAUAUUUAUAUCUAGUGUCAAAUGAGAGAGGGAAAAAAUAAAUGGAAGAAAUAAGCAUAACGUUUAAAGAAGAGACAAAUUUGAUGUAAGAACGAACACUAGAGAGAGUGAGACAGAGUAACAGUAAGAGAAAGAAAUUGAGACAAACAAACUAAAAGAGUACGUUACAUGAUGGGUCCCUCUUUGGGUCUAUUCAGUGAAGUAGGAAGACUAUUUAUUUAUAACUUUACUUAAUUUAAGAAAUGACCACCUUUUAAAAAGAAAAAUAUCAUAAAACUUGAAUAGAGAUUGUGUCUCAGUAGCUACAUGUUUGUGUGGUUUCCAAGUGCUUUCAACUAAAACACGUCAAUUUACCUACAGUAAAUUAUAUCUAAGUUAUGCUAGAAUAUGUUCACUUCAAAAAUUAUUAGAAGUUUACGGACACAAAUAAAAUAAAAAUAAUUAUAAACCUGUACACUUAUGAUCAUUAGUUUAAAAUUGAAAUAAUUAACUUACGAUUUAAAAAAUACAUAUUUUAAAUUUGGCUUUGUCCUUAGUUUUAUAUUCUCGCUGCAUGUGUACUUUUUGUUAUUUCAGAAGACUUGGCGACUAUUUUAAGUGCAACUGUGACAACUAAUCCGAGGCAAACUGAAGAUUGGUUGACCGACAGGAAUGAUGAUAAUUGCAACAGAUAUUCAAAACUUAAUUCUAUUGGAGUUGCUUGGAACAGUCCUCAGAGAUUCUCUUGGCUAAAAAUUGUUUUCAAACAUGCUACAAACUAUGGUAUUUAAAAAUAUGUCUCUGUAACUAAACGCAUUUCUACCAAUCUAACUAUCUGCCUAACUAACAAAUUAUCUAACCCCUUAUCUAACACUACCUACCUACUUACCCAAAUAUAGCUGUAAACUUUAAAGUAAUCAUAAUAGAAUUAAAAAUUUAAAGACAAUUAGAUUGCGGCCGCGGACAAAUAAAACAACUCAUGUUUGCUAAAAUUAGGUAUAAAACGUAAACAAAUUAUGAAAAAAUGUCAUAAAUGUAUCCUAAACGGAAUCCUGAAACCUUAAUCUAUCGAUAUCGGAACCAGGGUUUGACCCUUUCAGAACCAGGAUUUUGUCCCUAUGGGAACCAGAGCUUUGACCCUAUUAGAACCAGGGUUUUGACCCUAUCGGAAUCAGUAUUUUGACCCUAUUGGGACCAGGGUUUUGACCCUAUCGGAAUCAUGCUUUUGACCCUAUUGGAACAAGGGAUUUAACCCUAUUGGAACUAGGCUUUUGGCCCUAUCGGAACAAGGAUUUUCACCCUGAAAACUAGGAAAAUUAACAAAAACAAAAUGGCAAAAAAUAAUUAUAAAAUAAAGAAAUAUUUAAAACCCAACUAAGGGUUUCGUGGAAAUUACUUUUAAUCACUUUAUUUCAGGUUCCAACGAAAAUAAUAUAUCCAGAAAAUAAAUGUAACACCUUGCAGUCAGUUUCAAAGAUGGCGGAACACAUAAAAAUAUUAAAAUUAGCCAACCAAUGAAAAUUUAAAAUUAAUGUUAAUCAACCAAUAAAACUGUUCUAUCGUCAUAUUAAUGAAAAUGUAAUUUUAUUAACAAAAAAAUAAGUGGAGUGAAUCCAAAACAUCAACUUAAAAAAGCACGCAAAUGCCAUCGGGGUGCUAUCAUUCCAAACUUGCCCAUUUUCUUUCCGACCUCAGAUUAGAUGACGUUUCGAUUUAUAUUGUUUUUAUUCCUUAUAUUAGUAGUACAAAUGGUAAAAGCGUCAUGAUUUUGAGCCGAUGUUAGACCAUGUGGUAAGCUAUUAUUGGUGCACAAUAAGGAAUAUAUUUCCUGUGCGCUGAGCAUAAGAUACCUAUGCAACACGGAAGCAAGGGUGAGUUUUGAAAACAUAUACAGAACUUUGGGACCCUAACAACACACGCUAGGAAAGUCACGUUUUCUUAUACCUGUUAACUCUCUCUUUCUCUGUCUCUUUCAUAUCAUAUGACUAAAUGCCGCGAUGUUCAUUUCCAUACUCCUAUUUUUUUACUUGUUUUUGAUUUCGUGGAACCACCUUAUGUUAAAGAUUCCAUUCAGUUAACUGACCAUGAAAGUUUGACGUAUUUUCAAAUCUUUCUUCAUUGACAUCCAUCUUUCUGACGCUAUAUAAAAGAGAAAAAAAUAACUUUCUGAUUAUUGACCCUGUUUAUUUUUCUCAAAAAUUCCAAUUGUCUGCAUGUAAGGCAAGGGCCCAUCCUUCUUCUAAGUUCUUUCAAUAAUAUCUAUCUCACAUCAAUGACGUCAUAUUUUUCCCGUGCUUAGAUUACUAGCAGACGCUCGUUUCCUUUUGGGCUUGGCUUAUUUCUUUUGAUCUUUUUUUUUUUUUACUACACAACAAUCUAUCGCUUGUUCGUCUUGACUCAAAUGGGGUACAACAUUGUAGUAAAUUAUGAAAAUUUGGAGAAGAUUUGAGUCACGACUACAAUGUAUAAUCUACCCUCGAAUCUUCUUAGAAACAGUCGAUACCCAUAUAUAUAAAGCCGGGGAGUUUAAAGACGGAGGAGAGAGAUUGAUUGGUAGAUAUUUUUCACUUCACGAGACAAGUGUAUUAUUCUUUGAGUAAUCAUAUAUGUUUAUUCGCAUUCAUCAUUGUAUCUUAUUUUUGUGGCACAUUGUACUAACUGUGUACCGGUACAAGACGUCCCAUACUCUAUAAGUUGAUGAUUGUAAUUAUAUUUCUUUUGUUUUGGAACUAUAUUAAUGCUUAAAAAAAUCUAAUUAAUUGUAAUUCAUACUGUUUUGAGUGUCAUAUUUUUUCUAUCGUAUUUCUCUAUGGUAUUGUCCUUUGUUAGGCACUGUUUAAAACGAGCCAAGAACUUAAAAUAAGAGAUUAAUUUCUCUCUAUAGAAGGCAGUGCGUAACACUUACCUACAACGUCCUCGCUGUCAUAAAGCUAUUGUAGACAUCUUAAUCUUUGCCCGAUUUUAUUUAAUGAUUUUAUUUAUAUGUAAACUUCUAAAUCUUCUGUUAAUCUUAUAUUCUUAUUAUUUAUUUUCUUUCAUUAGACAUUUUCAUAAUGAAGGGACCUAGCAUUUCCUGUCAACUAAAUAUCUAUAUCAGCUAAUUUUGUCUGCUCUCUCUAUUUUGCUGUCAAAGGCUUCUAAACUGAAAACACAACUUUUUGUAAUGUUCUUCAGGUUUUCCUCUGCACUGAGUAUAGUUAUUAUUGUUUCCGACUGAACACAGUUGUCCAGCUUAACUCAUUACACGAGCACACUUUGUCCAAUGCUAAUUUACUUGACGUCGGAACAUUGUGAAAAGUAUCAUUCUUGAAUAAUCAUUCCUAAAACAGCAAUGCGCUGUUGUCUUCUUUUUUAGAAUUUUUUUUUAAAGGCCCCAGUUUUAGUGAAAGAAAUGUAUUAUGGGUAACACAUUAAAUAACUCAUGAAAUAGGACAAUUAAGAUAAAUUACAAAAAAUAAGCUGUUUAAAAUUAGUUAUUCAAAGAUAAAUGUGAAAAUUGAUAUCCCCUUUCAUUUGGAAGCUGCAAAACGUUUGGUUUAAUUCUUUACCUCUGUACCCAGAGCACAACUAUUCGCUGUCUCUAAAUAUUCACACCAAAAUCCGAAAUGUUUAUUUUGGCUUGACGAAUCCCAUUAAAGAUAAUGCUAUUUAAGGAGCCAGUUGAUAAAAUCAUUCAAAGUAUUUGAGAAAUACCUAGUUUCAAAGUUGUAAGAUUCCAGUCAGUCAGAAUUUUUUCCACAUUUUUAACUUCACUCUGUUUUAACCUCCGUCUACCGUAAUCAUUAUCACAGCUAGCCAUAAUCAGUAGCUCAGUCAGCCAUAAGUAGUAUCACAGUUAGCCAAAAGCUGUAUCUCAGUCAUUUAUAGGUUGGUGUUAGAGUUGCUCACCCAGUAUUUGCAGUAUCUCAGUCAGCCACAAGCGUAUGUCAGCAAGCCAUAAGCAUUAUCUCAGUCAGCCAUUAUCAGUAUCUCAGUCAGCCAUUAGCAUUAUAUCAGUGAGUCAUAAGGAGUAUCUCAGAGAGCCAUAAGCAGUAUCCAAGUCAGCAAUUAGCAAUAUCUUAGUUAGCCAUUAGCAGUAUCUCAGUCAGCCAUUAGAAGUAUCUCAGUCAGACAUUAGCAGUAUCUUAGUCACCAAUUAGCAGUAUCUCAGUCAGCCAUUAGCAGUAUUUCAGUCAGCCAUUAGAAGUAUCUUAGUCACCCAUUAGCAGUAUCUCAGUCAGCCAUUAGAAGUAUCUUAGUCACCCAUUAGCAGUAUCUCAGUCAGCCAUUAACAGUAUCUUAGUCACCCAUUAGCAGUAUCUCAGUAAGUCAUUAGCAGUAUCUCAGUAAGCCAUUAGCAGUAUCUCAGUAAGCCAUUAGCUGUAUCGCAGUAAGCCAUUAACAGUAUCUCAGUAAGCCAUUAGCAGUAUCUUAGUAAGCCAUUAGCAGUAUCUCAGUCAGCCAUUAGCAGUAUCACAGUCAGCCAUUAGCUGUAUCGCAGUCAGCCAUUAGCAGUAUCUCAGUAAGCCAUUAGCAGUAUCUUAGUAAGCCAUUAGCAGUAUCUCAGUCAGCCAUUAGCAGUAUCUCAGUAAGCCAUUAGCAGUAUCUCAGUCAGCCAUUAGCAGUAUCACAGUCAGCCAUUAGCUGUAUCGCAGUCAGCCAUUAGCAGUAUAUCAGUCAGCCAUUAGCAGUAUCUCAGUAAGCCAUUAACUGUAUCGCAGUCAGCCGUAAACAAUAUCACUUCAAACGUUUUUCUCUGUUUUAUUUUUUUAAACGGUAAUGUAAUGAUCAUAAAAGAUGUAACAUUCAAUAGACACCUUUUAAUCUACAUUAAAAUUACAUAGCGAGGCACAUAUGUAAAAUUGUUUACUUGACUUAUCAUAUGCAUACUCUUUAAUGCAAACAAUAUUAGAUUCAUCUUGGUAUUUUGGCAAUAAUUUUUAAUCGUGCAAACAUUUAUUAACAAUUAUCUUGUGGAAAUCGAAAUUCGCCUAUUUAAGUGGUCAAUUCACCACAUUUAUAGAUUGGUGUUAGGGUUUUUAACCAAGUAUCUAGACACAUGAGAGUGAGCAUUUCCAAUCCUCUCACCCCCCUCCCCCGUGUUUCUAAUGUCCUAAAAUAAUGACUUUAUCCAUUGCCAGUGUUAAGCACUAGCUUCUGUUGUGAGAAAUUAAUCUCUUGUUUUAAGUUAUGGCUCGUUCACACAGUGCACAACAAAGGACGAUACUAUAAAAAAAAUACAAUAAAAAAGUUACGAUUGGCAAAAACAGUUGCCAAUUACAAUUAAUAAGAUUUAAUUUAGUAAAAAUACAAUUACAAAACAAAAGAAAUAUAAUUACAAAUCAUCAACUUACAGAGUAUCGGAAAAUCUUGUACCGGUACACAAUUAGAACAAUGUGCAAUUAAUAAUGACGAAUGAUGAAUGCAAAUAAACACAUAUAAGUACACAAAGAAUAAUACACGUCUCGUGAAGUUAAAAUAUCUAUCCGAAUCUCCGUCCCUCUGUGUGCCUUUCAAUCCCUUACAUAUGUAGAUCUACCGACACGUCUAGAAACGCCUUUACUUUAUAAAACAAUCGAUAACCUUCGACAAGAUAACAGUUGACCUACUAACCAUGUUUAAUUGGAAGCCGGUAGUAAACAAGAUACAUCAAAGAGAUUUAACCACGCCCACAACAAACGUCACCGUUUGCAAUAGUCUAAUGCAGGGGUCAAAGAAAGUUCAAGCUUGGGAAGAGUGUUGUAAACAAGCUUACAUAAAACUAGCUUUGCCCAAAACAUUUGGUAAAUUUUGAUAAAUUAUAUGUACAUUUUUUUCUACAAUUUUAAUUGAUAAAAUGAUAGUAUAGUAGUUAUACGUAACUAUCAAUAAACGUAGUAUAUUUUUUUAUACAGUCAAUACGAUAACUGAUGUGAGUUUGAAAGAGCUGAUACAUUAAAAUACCAGCUUAACACCGCGUAUGAUGAAAGACAUGUAUGAUAAUAAAAUGUAUUUAAAUUUAAUGAUUCACUUUAGACUCAAACGUAAAUUAUUCCAGCAAUAUUUAAUUGUAUGACAUAAUAGACUAAAAACCCGAUGUUAUCGGGAUAAUAAUGGUAGAUCCUUUGCGAUAAUUUCUAACUGCUCAUUUUGCAAAGACUCAUCAAAAUUCAUAACUUUAAAAAUGUAAUGAUAAUUACGUUUCUAACAUCAUUAAGUUUUUUAAAGUAUUCAUCUUUUAUAUAUUAUAGGCAUACCCUACUCCUUUUCACGCUCCUAAACUACUUUUUUCACGCGCUAAAUAUGACCUUAAAUUACACAAUAUAAAUUAUCACUAAUUGUCGAGUAUGAGCGUUCAUUAGGAAUUGUUGCGACUCAAUAUUAUGUUCAUUAGUUGUUGAACGCUUUUCCCGCGCUUGACUAUUAUAGUUAGUGAACGCUCUUCCCGCCAUUGUCUUUAUGACGUAUUUUUAUGCUGAGUCGUGACGUAUUGUCUAUGCAGUGUUGUGACGUAUGUUUUAGUCGUGCGGCAGUCUUGAGUGGAACCUUGGAGUGAUAGGAUGUUUAUUAUAUUUACUUAGAUAUUAAAGUUAUAGUUAUUAUGAAAAGGAGUUGAGUUUGUUAAUUGAUAGUGAGAAUAGUACGACGCUUCAACGUAUGAAAGAACUGACGAAUGUAAUCAAUCCAAGAAGACGUGUAGGAGUUGACACUAAUUAUAUCACUUUUGUCAUUAAAGCUGUUAAUUGGUGGACAAUUACUACUUUAAAGAAAUACUUUAGAUUUACCCCUUUUCGUGCACUUGAAUUAAAAAAAAAUUUUAAUGUAAAAAUUGUUUAAAAAACUUACCUUAAAUUUACACCAAAAACUCUGUAUAUGACAUAAAAUAUUUUAUAUUAUAGGAAUUCGAUAUAUAUUGAUAUCUUCAGAAAAAAAUUUAAACACAUUUUUUUGCCGUUUAAAAAAAAAUUAAAUAUCACAAAAUCGUAAAACAAAGAAUUCUUUUAUCUAAAGAAAAAUCGCGCAAAUGUUUUUCAAGUCUAGAUCAGAUUCGAGUGUUGUUGUUGUUUUUUUUUAAUUUAAAUGUUUAAUCUCAUAAAAUACACAUAUCUUUAAUUUUUGCAAAGAAAAACAAAACUAUAUAUUACGUUUUUGAAAGUAAAUAUUCACCCAUCUCUUUUCUUCAAAAUUAAUUUUUCAAAUGCGUAAAAUGAUUGGGUUUUGAUAUUAAUAGGUACACAUAUAUAAAUGUACACAAUAUUUGUUAACGCCAUUGGUUUUCUUGAUUGGUAAACAUAUGUAUAUUUGCAAAAAUAGAAUGUAACAUUUCUUUUUCACAUAUCUAAUAUCAUAGGAGUUAACUAUGUUGUCAACCACGUAAAAAUGACACAUCUUAUUUCCUAUCUCCGACAUGUAUUUAUCCAAGAAAAUUAAUUAUUUAUCGAAAUCAUUCCUUUAUUUUGAGACGUAUGGUGUGCUUCCUUGCGCAAAAUGAACAUACACAUAAUUGUUAAAAGAGAAUGUAACAUCUCUUUUUUCCAAAAUGUAAUACCAUAGGAUUUAAAUAUAUUGUCAUCCGCAUAAAAAUGUACACAUCUUAUUUCCUACCUCCGAAAUUUAUCUACCCAAGAAGGUUAAUUAUUUAUCGAAUUCGUUUCUUUAUUUUGAGACGUAUCUUGUGCUGCCUGGGAUAAAGUAACCAACACCUCCCCACCCAGAUUAAAAUGACUUUAAAAAAAAUUCUUCCACCGGAUUGUAGUGCCUUCCAUACCCAAACUAAAAUAAUGUGCAGCUCAUAUGUUUCGUUCUUUUUUAUUUUAGUUAUAAGUGGAUUAGUCAAUGCUUUUUUGGGUAUGGAGUUGCACUGCACUGUUUGACUUAAACCGCAUUUUCUUAUUAGAAUGAUAUUUAAAGGCUAUUUUUUAUUACUUUAUAAUUUUAAUAAAGGUAUAUCUUUUAAAUGAAAAAGGCAACUUUUUUAAAAUGUUAAAAUAUACACAGCUGAAAUGUGUGUGUAGUUUAUUAACAAUUUAAAAAGCAAUCAAUUGUAUUUAUUAAUUUUACAUUUAAGAAGGAAAAAUAUAUUAUCAGGUUUGUCACGCAUUGUUAUCAAAUUUUAAAGAAACUUAAGAGUUUUGGACAAAAAGGCUAUUCGCACUAUGACGUCAUUUGCGGGAUUAUUCAGAACAAAUUAAUUUAAAAUUUUAACAACGCACUAAAAGACGCACUAAAAAACGACCGGUAUUUGGGUUCGCCCGAUAAAUGUGAUUGCGGUGAAAUUCUUUGAUCAUCAUUUUUUAUUAAACAAAAUUUUUUUCAGAACUUUUAAACACAUUUAAAAUGCUUAAAAUAUUUCCUUAAUUGAUACUUUAAAUGUAUUUUUAAUUUUAAAAAAUAAUAAUUAAACGUUUACUAAAAUAAAAAUGGAUUUAAAAUAUUUUUUGCACAUUUACAUUUUUUCGUUUUGCGUAAAAUAAUAAAAAAAAAUUACUAUGAUUAUUUUUUAGGAAUCCAAACGUUCUUAAAUCAUAUCUCACUCUAGGCGUUAUGUCACCCUAGCUCAUUCUUACAUAUAUGCUACGGUUAAUUUGAAUAAUAGGACAUUUUUCAUAAUGCCCGGGUAAUUUAAAAAGUGCCAAAUAGGAUGUGUCAAUAUGAACAAUUAUAAAGAAACUAUUACAUUGCCCGGGCAUUAUGAAUAAUGAUGGAAAUCGAGUGGGCAAUUUGAGAAAAAUUUUAUUCAUAUUUCUCAACAUACAAAAAUAAGAGUAUAUUACAUAUUCAAACACAUUUUUAAAUGACUAACAAACAAAUAAAGAUACAAACUAGUGGUGAUAAAAUAAUGAAUAAAAAUGCAAACGCCUAAAUAAAAAAAAUUAUUAGAUAUGUACUUACAAAUACAUAUACAUACAUCAUGUCAAAUCCUAGAGUUUCUAUUUAUUAGAGCAACUUCCACUUUGGUGACAUUUCGAGUUACAUAGCAUUUUUCUUUUCUUUACGGUACUUGCACUUGUCAGAUUUACAGCCACAUUUACAUCGACUAUAGCGUUGGCCCCCAGUCUUGGAUGACAUUCUUUAACAUUCUCUUAGUGAGAUCUCGACUGAGGAAUUUCUUCAGCAUAGAUAAUUUUUUCCUUCCAUAUUGUAAAUUGGUUCCUAGCAUAAAGUUGAUUUAAGAUUCCAUGUUUCAUGCCUAAUUUAUAAAUAUUGGAUCUGUUAUUUCAAGACCAAAAGCCUAAAUAUUUCAUCCAUCGGUUCGACCUCUGUCGACAUCUGGGACUUGAGCUGACCCCUUAUAGCGGCAGGGUAUUUUGAAUUAGAGGAUUGAAGCAUUUUUUUUCAGCUUGUUUAUUUAGAUUGCUUGCUGAAAUCUCCCUAAAUCUUUAAUAUGUCGGAUUUUCUUUUUUUUCACUUUGGGAUCAACUGAGAAAUCUUCAUAACCUUCAUACCUGCGUUUUCCAUGACCGGAGACUUGAAUGUCAGAUUGCUCGGAGACAUUAAUUUCUCUUCGUUGUUAUGGAAAUCAGAACUUUGUUCAGAUAACGAAGUUAAAGGUUGAACAAAACUGUUAUGUUGACUUGGACCAAGCUCCACUAAAGAAUUUGACCCUGGUUCAUUUUGCAGUGCAUCUUCUUCUACAGAAUGUAAAUUGUUUUUAUCUUUUACUAUUACUUCUAAGUCCUCUUCACAAUUUAUAUUAGGCAGGACGUCUUUAGGUAGAACAAUUUUUCUGCUGUUAUUGUCUUAGAGCAACCAACAAAGCAUAUUUUCCACUUCCUGAUUUUCACGUUCUACGGAACACUAAUGUUGAGACUUUCUGGGCUUCCCAUGUACCAUCUUUAACUCAGGCCACAUGCUACAUAGUUCGUUAAUAGUAUUGUUAGCGAAUUCUCUCCGAUUAUCACUUUGCAAAAUUGUAGGCGCACCUAAAAUGGUUAAAAGAUCUAAAGCAUAUAUGCUACUUCUUCUGUUCUUUUGAUUUUAAGAGGUUGAAGUUGAAUGAAUUUAAUGAAAUGGUCUUGGUAUACAAUUAAUUAAAGUGACAAGUGAAAUAAUAGUAGUAUUUAUAAUGACCGGGCAAUGUAAUAAAUUAUCCUAGAUUGUCGUAGACAAAUACAAAAUUAUUAAAUUGUCCGAUUUUAUCGGUCAUUAUUCAUAAUGACCAAACAUUAUGAAUAAUGCCCAAUAAUUCACAUUGCCUGUAACAUAUAUACUUUCUGGAUAUUUCCUAUUGAAAAAAAUGUGCUAUAUGCAAUCACAUUCGGUGACUGAGCGAGCAUCCCUUACGCCUGUAAGAAAAGUAAUCAGAAUAGCACCGAUUCGAGGGAUAUUACCAAAGUCGUUUCGACGUCUUCCAAACUUGUUGUAAAUAUACGAAUUGAAAAGAGUUUUACAUUUUUAGUUGAUCAAUUUAAUUUUUUUUAAAAUUUAAAUGAGCAAAGUUAACAGAUUGAAUAGUGACAUGACAUUUUAGGCUAUUUUCAACAUGAAAAAAAAGGAUUUGGGGAUCGCAAUAUACAAGUGAAUUGCUUUAUACGCAGUAGUAUGUGGUACAAAAAAAGACGUUUAAGAGCUCAAUGAAAAAAUUACGGGACUUAAUAGGAUAGCAGCAGAUACCAGCUCAUUAAAUUGUACACUUAACAUAGCCUAUUUCAGGUUGAUACAUUCGGGCGAGCUAUUUAAUUUGUUUACGUAAAAGUCGACUAUAUGUGUAACCGGUAAGCCCAGUGGAAGUUUUAAUAAGCCCUUAUUCAAAACGGUGCGCAUUCAAACAUCUAUCCAAUGAACAGUUGUGGGUGUUCGUUUGAUUGUUGGAGGUAUUUAAGAAAAAAGCUUUCGUUCAACAAAAGAUUGGCUGAAUAAUGUAAUUAUAUUCUUUAACUAUACGGAAAUACAUGUUUUACAGUUUUAAGAGACUACAGUUACUACUAAAUAAAUUAGAAAAUGCGUAUGUUUGUUACGCAUCCAUUUCUACAUGGAUUUAAGGAUGUUAAUUUAGAAUGGGAUACUUAGUUUUUUCCCUUCAUUAGUCACAAAAAAUUGUUAACGGCGUUUGAUUUUGUUUUCUUUAUUUAUCGCGUUCACUGUCGGGGGCCCAAACUUUCUUUUAUAUGCUAUUUAAAAAUAUCAAUUUAAGGGAUAUAUUUAAACUCAUUUGGUACAGAUGCACUUAAAUAUACAUCAUUAAAAAAAUUUAGGGAUACUAAUUUUAUUUUCCAGAAAUACGUAGUAGCUCUUACAUUUUUCAAUCAGAAACCCUUUAAAUUUUUAACGUGACUAUUUAAAUUAUGAAUUAUGUCCUGGUCAUCAUCUUAGUGAUAAUUAAAACGUCACUUGCAAGCACGAGUACACCCCAGGGCCCUUAUUUUAACUUUAACGGAAUACGUCUAGUGUUAAGGCAUUUUUGUAUUAAAUUGUGUUGAAAUAAUGAGUACAUAUAUGAGUUAUUUUUACACGCUAUUCUGCGUUGCACAAAGAUAUUAAGGUUGAGGGGAUUAAGGAUCUGACAUUUAUGGUGGUUUCUGUGAGUGUGAGGUAAAAGAGAUUAAAGAGUUAGAAGAAUUUUCAUUUAAAUAAAAAAAUUAAUUGAAGAAUUACAUUGUUAGUGUUACAGGCUUUGGCAUAGUUUUCUUAGUAUUACUGGUUUUGAGUAUUUUGUUAUAAUUUUUUUUUUCAUUGUAAGGGCCAAAUUUUAAAACAAAUUACAUUUUCAAAAUCCUAUAACUGAGCAUAACUAUCUCAACAGGAAUUCUCCUGAUGUUUAAAUCCAUAACGCAGACCAAAAAUUAUCUUUAAAAACAAAAAAAUGAAAUCGGAAAACACGAAUUUUUGGAGCGAUUUAGGUUGUUAACAUCAAUUAUUAUCGUUUAACAUACGUCAACACAUCAUAGACAAUAUAAUCUUUUUAACAUUGAAUGUGAGGAUAAUUUAAUUUAAGUGCUGUUUCACAUAUUUAGCUUUUUUUUUAACAUUCUACUUUUAAACCAUAGCCUCGAUGAAUGAUAUAUCCUUAACUUUCACGACGAGUGGAGGAUAUGACAUCCAGUGUCAAAACAAGCAAUCCUCAUUUGUUGACACUAACGCAAUGGUCACACGGUGUCAUCAGAGGGAGGAAGUUACAGGACUAAAGAUUACAGGAGCCGGUGUCAGUUCAAUGUGCUCUCUUUAUAUUAGCGGAGGUGAGAAAUGUUGACACGCUAAGAGGAUAUUGAAUAAAAUUGAGCCUUGUGUAAUUUUAAGUCUAUUUUUAAAUACUUUAUAUUAACUUCAAUUUUGUUCGUGUUUUUGUUGAGAGCAAAAUCUCCGGAUGGCUAAUUGACCCCUAUUCCCGUCAUCCUAUAAACAAGCGUCUCGUGGCUAAUAACAACACAUUCUUUUAAAUUUUCAGCCCAACACUCAAAAGUCAGUUUUACCGCUACCAGACUCCAAUAUCACGAAAUAAAAUUCCCAAUAACUUUGCUAAAUGUGAUUCUAAAAAAUAUCGCAGGUGCGUUUGAUGGGAAAAAUUUAUAUUAUUUCACAGAAAUAGUUGGUGUAAUAAAUCAGGGGUGUAAAAGUGGGAAGGGAAUUAAAAAAAAAAUAUGUGUUUGCGAGCAAUAUGGGGGGGGGGGGGGGGAGGGCCCGGAUUGGGAUUCUCGAAAAGGGCUUUACUUGUUUGCAUUUUUUAGUUUACAUUUAUUGUUCUAUAAACACUGUUCUUUUUUGACUGAUCAAUACCAGUUGCUCGAUAUAACAUUUUAUUCGGCAUUUGAAAAAAAAGUUGUUUACAGUUUUUUUUAAAUUAACCUGGUUCUUCCGAAAUGUAUAUCAUUUUACUUCGCUUUCAAUGAUAUAUUAAAUAAUGAUUUUUGUUGUUGCUUUUUUUCCUUACCGAACUGACGACUAAAAUAAUUAAAUUUAAUUAAAAACAUAAAUGAGAAUUGGACUUUUGAUUAAAAUAUUUAUUUUUAUUUGUUCCUUAAAAUAUAUUUGUGUGUAUAUUUUCCACUUACAUUAUCGUCUUUUGAAAACAGAGGGGAAAAGAUGCAAAAUUAAAUAAUGUUAAUCAAUAUUGAUAAUAAGUUUUAAGAUAUAUAGAAAAAAGUUAUUGAAUUUCAUUAAAUUUAUUUUUUAUUUAAUUAAUAAUGGUUAUGGUUUAUCUAUUUCUGUUAAACACUUGUGUUCCCAAUUUGAACACCAUUGUAUAUUUUUAUGAAUUACGAAACAGAUUAAAGGAAUGAAAUUCCCUAUACUAAUUUUUUGGGGACAUCUUAAUACUUGUUUUUCAGGUAGAAAUGUAGCUUUAAGACAGCAAACUAAUCAAACAUCUACUUAUGGAAAGGCGACAUCUUUUAAAGCAGUAGAUGGUAACACAAAUAACGAUUUCCACGGUGGCAGCUGCUCACAUACCGCUGUAAAUUCGAACAUCAUUCCAAGAUGGACAUUGAACUUCGAUUAUCCAGUGAUUGUCAACAGAAUACUUAUAUAUAACAGAUGGGGCAUGUAUUUGUCUAGCCAUUUAAAAUUAUCUUAAUUUUUUUUUUUUUAAAUUCUAUCUUGAAAAGUAUUACAUUAUGAUGUCCAUGUUAAAUGAUGCAAACUUUAUAUUCAUCCGUUUCUCAGUAAUACAGUGACAUGGGGGUAAAAUUUAUUUUACAUGUGUUUACGCAUUACAUUGCAACGCAAUUCCUUUUCCAUAAAUACAACAUACGAAUAACAAUAGAAUUGCAAUCUUAAAAGACGCACAUAUGUCUAAUUUUAUAAAUAAUUUAAGCUAUUUUUAAUGUUCAAGUGAAAAUUUAAAUACAUAUCUCGUUAAGGUUACUAGUUUUGGUUGUCGAUUAUAAUUUUUGUUUUUUAAUAUAUAAUUUCCAUCCAUUUUCCUCCAAAAAAUAACAAGUGACGCGUUUUUAAUGUUCUUAAUUUGGGGCAUUCUUACCUUUCUGAAUUUCAGAUAGCUGCUGUAGAGAUCGUUUAAAGAAUUUUAAUUUAAAAACAUUCGACGAGAGAUAUCAAAGUGUUGACGACAUCAACAAUGAUAACUCAGAACUGGAGGUG
Lymnaea stagnalis (great pond snail) is the source of this 14789-nucleotide messenger RNA. The record is from the annotation of a GenBank genome assembly. Lineage: Eukaryota; Metazoa; Mollusca; Gastropoda; Lymnaeidae.